UGAUUCAUUUCCAAAAGAGUUUUCUUGUAAAAAAUGGCGAAACAUCAUCCAGAUCUCAUCUUCUGUCGAAAGCAGGCCGGAGUAGCUAUUGGAAGGUUAUGUGAGAAGUGUGAUGGGAAAUGUGUGAUCUGUGAUUCCUAUGUACGCCCCUGUACGCUUGUACGUAUCUGCGACGAGUGCAACUACGGAUCUUAUCAGGGUAGAUGUGUAAUCUGUGGAGGACCUGGAAUCUCUGAUGCGUACUACUGUAAGGAAUGUACUGUACAGGAGAAGGAUAGAGACGGCUGUCCUAAAAUCGUCAAUCUCGGCAGUUCGAAAACAGAUCUCUUCUAUGAGAUGAAGAAGUAUGGGUUUAAAAAACGGUGAUCGUGGCAAUGUGCCAAGGAUAAUGGGCAUUUUUGACCAGUUUUUUUUCAGA
Molecule: messenger RNA, 418 nt
Organism: Eurytemora carolleeae
Lineage: Eukaryota; Metazoa; Arthropoda; Copepoda; Calanoida; Temoridae
Gene: Phf5a
Product: PHD finger-like domain-containing protein 5A
Exons: 5
Coding region: 34-366 (110 amino acids)
Biological process (GO): mRNA splicing, via spliceosome
Cellular component (GO): precatalytic spliceosome; catalytic step 2 spliceosome; U12-type spliceosomal complex
Source: RefSeq, a predicted model, not a curated record